UCCGUCAGCCAUACACGCUUUACGCCAUCUUGAAAUUACAGCCGCAAUUUGCUAGAGCGCUCUCAAAAUAAAAAGCGCAAAUAUUUUUCCCCUUACCGCCAAGGUGCCUAAUAUGAACGGUUCUCGGAACAAAUCGGCACCAACUGUCGGUAAGGGACACACGAACGCAGACACCGGCUCCGAAUCGAACCGCAGGGACCGAAAAGCUGUGGGAGGCAUGUUCAAGAAGCUGAAGUCGAGGCGCAGUCAAACGGAUAAGUGGCCCGUCGUCACGGAGGAUGAACUUAGGGCGCUCGGAGGAGAUAUUUCUCCGGAUCAUGUGCUUGGACUCCGGGCUGUCACGGAGGACUAUCUUUGCAAACCUGAAGACAAUAUCUACAACAUCGACUUCACGCGUUUCAAGAUCAGAGAUCUCGAGACUGGCACAGUUUUGUUUGAGAUCGCCAAACCUCCCAACAGUGGUCCUGUAGAGGCUGAAGAGGUGAGCGGAGAUGUUGACGUCAGUGCUGGGCGCUUUGUGCGAUAUCAGUUUACACCAGCGUUCUUGAAACUACAGACUGUCGGUGCAACUGUGGAGUUCACCGUCGGCGACCGUCCCAUUAAUAACUUUCGUAUGAUCGAGAGGCAUUAUUUUCAAGGACACCUUCUCAAGAACUUUGACUUUGACUUCGGCUUUUGCAUUCCCAACAGCUGUAACACAUGUGAACACAUUUACGAGUUUCCGCAACUUCCAGAUGACCUUAUUCGCCAAAUGGUGGCACACCCUUAUGAGACGAGAUCAGACAGUUUCUACUUUGUGGACAACAAGCUCAUCAUGCACAACAAGGCAGACUAUGCCUACAAUGGUGGUCAGUGAGACCUUUAAGUGGACUGCUGUGGAAUAUACCCAAGAAGGGAUUUUUCUAUGAUUCCUGUUAUUUUUUUUAAUUUUUUUUAUUUUUUGGGGGGGAGACUGAUGAAAUCUUCCUUAAUCAACAGAAUCAACAGAAUCAACAGCACAAAUCCCUCAUCCAAGAUUUUUGGCUAAUUAUUAAGUAUCUUACAGGGGUUGGGGACACUGAGGAAAAUUCUGUUCAAGUUUGUCAAUUGCAUGUCAUGUCACGGUUUGUGCACUGUUUUCCUUUAGUUUGCAUCUCUGCUGCAAAGGGACUAUCACAGACCUCUACUGGCACAUGUUCAGCUACAACACACUUGGCUUUAGCACAGCAGUUUUCCAAUGAAAUGACUUAAACUACCUGCUUUCUGAAAUGACGAUCGCUCCUCUUGAAGAGUGAGCCCUGAGUAGAAGUUGUAAUGUAUUGAUAAUGGUGUUUCUUUUUAUUUCUCCCUUAAUUAUUUGUAUCAUUUUUUGCAUUGCUGGUACUAUUGUGUGAAAUAUUUAAGUUACUUGUGCUUGAUAUAACAUGCUUAGUUCAUUUAUAGCCUUGUUGUAUAAACUAACAUGGACAUCAGUUGUCAUGUUCAUCCUAGAAAAUUUGGACAUUUUCAUUUUCAAAUAGCAGUUCUCAUUUUUCCAUGCCUAAUCCUGGUGCAUGCCGAAGAGUGACAUAUCAUUUUGUUAGACUUAAUUCUUUAUUUCAGGACUUUAUUUUUAUUUUUUUUAGUCUUCCAGCCACUCAAUUACAAAUCUGUUAACUUGGAAUGCAAUACCAAAUCCCAAACUGGUAUUGUUUGCAUUGCUCUAAGUUAACAAGCAGAUGACAGUGGGGUCUUAUUUUUUUGUAUUCAUUCAAAUAACUUCUUGUGCCUUUCAUCCCAAUAAUCAUUGUGAAAAAAAAAUGUGAAUUGGCAUUCUCAUGUGAGAGGACUAUGAAAUGCCGUCUUUCAUCUGAUCCUAUAGGAUUUUUUUUUUUUUUUAAAUCAUGUGAGAAUUCUGCAAAAUGAAUUUUAAAAAAUGUAAGAUGUGCAGAUGGUAAGAAGUGUAUAGCUCAGUAACAGAAAAUUUGUUGACUUUGAAUGCUGUAGUACAUAUAUUUUUUUCCCAACUUUUUUUUUUAAACUUUUGUUUGCUUCAUCAAAAUAGAUGAAAUGUUAUUUAUCACAUUUGGUGACUGGUUGACUUACUGGUUAACAACCUCGUAGUGUUGGUGGCAAUGAUUUGUCAGUUGUGUUGUACAUGAUCAUGUGAUUGCAUUUUGUAUGUUGUAUGUCAAUAGUCAUGUGAAAACAAAAUCAGAAAAGUACAAAUCUGUUUUUAAAGUUAUUGAUAAUUAAGUGGACUGGCAAUUUGCAAGAUUCACUUCCUUAAAAUGCAUUGUAAAUAAUAAAAAAAAAUGAAUGCAUUUAUAAUGUUUACUGUCAGGGGUUUUCAACCUUCAUAGUAUCCACGUUUCCUUACAAUACUUGUUGCAUUCUGAU
Molecule: messenger RNA, 2358 nt
Organism: Corythoichthys intestinalis (scribbled pipefish)
Lineage: Eukaryota; Metazoa; Chordata; Actinopteri; Syngnathiformes; Syngnathidae
Gene: unc119b
Product: unc-119 homolog 1
Exons: 5
Coding region: 113-856 (247 amino acids)
Biological process (GO): lipoprotein transport; cilium assembly; nervous system development
Cellular component (GO): cilium
Molecular function (GO): lipid binding
Source: RefSeq, a predicted model, not a curated record